This is a messenger RNA of Sceloporus undulatus (fence lizard), 2778 nucleotides long. RefSeq names its product centromere protein T (gene CENPT). The coding region runs from base 520 to 2580 and encodes 686 amino acids. Gene Ontology annotation, molecular function: DNA binding; protein heterodimerization activity. The record is from RefSeq and is a predicted model, not a curated record. Gene Ontology annotation, biological process: kinetochore assembly; chromosome segregation; mitotic cell cycle. Lineage: Eukaryota; Metazoa; Chordata; Lepidosauria; Squamata; Phrynosomatidae. Gene Ontology annotation, cellular component: kinetochore. The transcript is spliced from 13 exons.
AGAUCAGAUAUACUCAUCCCUCCGUGUUUGCGAAUUUCAUUAUUCAUGGAUUUGGUUAAUAUGUUCUCUCUAGGAAUGCCUAGGUGCAGCUCUAUGGUACAAGUCCAUGGUCAACUUUACUUAUACUGCAAAUCCCAGAAUGCAACAGGAGGCAGCCAGAGAGCGGUUUAAAGUGGAAUAGCAGUGCUGUAAGAGUGUAGUGCGGCAGUCUGUCUCCAUCUCUCACAGAAACACGGUCCCUAAAAUCCCCCCCCCCAAUGAGCCAGGGCCAUUAAAGCGGUCUCAAAUUGCACUACUUCUGCAGUGUGUUUUGUGCCUCCGUUGCCACGGAACUACAUUACCCGGCAGGCAGCGCGGGAAAGGCCUCAGACGCGCAUGCGCGCGAGAGAGAAAAAAAUGAGGAAAUAUCGCGAGAGCAGCCUAUGCUCUGUCCGCAGCUUGAAUAUCUGAGCGGGAGAGAAGGCGACUUUUCGUCGUCGGGAGACUCCUUUAGCCUUUGCCUGGGAGGAAAAGGGAGCCAUGAGCGCGCGAAGGGCCGCGAGGAAGAAGCCCGGGACCCCGCGGCGGUUCUCUUUGCGGUUGGAGAACAAAAAGAACCUGCCAUUCGGUUACCAAAGACCCACCACCUCCAUGGCUAUGGAGAGCGCAACACCUCGGACUCUACUCAGGAAGGUCCUGCAGACGCAGCCAAUAGUUUCCCCUCUUGUUUCUGAAGAACGCACUUCCCCCAAACCAGCAGAGCCAGUCCGCCGAUGGUCUUUGAGACAUAUUCCCUGCAGCAACUUAGAAAUCAGUUUGCCUGACUCUGCUCCAAAAGAGAAGUGCCAUAUUUCACGAGUCAGACCUGUGUCGAAAAAGAUUCGUCUGUCUGAGUUUGAGAGAGGUGUGAAUAACCAACUGGUCUCAAGUACUGCUCAGCCAUCAUUGGAAAACAUAUCCCUGACAAAGUCUCUUGAGGUAUCUUUUAGAACCCCAGCACCAUUGCAGUCUGCUGGAAGAAAGGGUUUGAUUCGUCGGCCAAAGAAUUACAAAGGCAUUAAUGUGAAGGACUUCGAAGGAGGCAUUGAACAAAACUUGCUGCAUACAAAAGAAUCACAAAGCUACUGUGUGGACUCUCAGAUUGAAACUCUGUUAAGUGAUGCAGAGAUGCACACUGCUGCCACAGAGCUCUUUGCCCAGCCUCAGCUCCGUAGGCAGAAUGAAGAGGAGGUUUCUGUUGCUCAUUCUCACCGUGCCUCAAUACAGCAGUCUUUAACUGGAGAGAGCAUUCUGGCUUCUAAUCAGACACCCAAGCAGUUUGCAAAGUCUAAUGGAGAGGCUGAAGGGAUGGAGAGUGCUCAGAAAGAAUCUUGGACACUAGAGACUGAGUCCAUGGAUGAGGCAGGUAUUAUGCUGAAGGAAAAGAUUGAUAGUCCAGCAGAAGAGGAGCAAGAAAGCCUCCAGGAUAUUGCAGGAGGAUUGCUAUACAGCAGCCAAAAGAAGAGACUGACACAAGGUUAUGAUGAAGUUGGCAGGGUGGAGGCUGUUCUCCCAGAAAGUCCUGUUACUCCUGAGAACGUGCAAGAGAAUUUGACUGGAAACACUUUUAUGAAACAAUUGUUAAGUACCCCAAAGCAUCUGAACACUGGGAUGGGCUCUGUAAGAUCAUCUACACCUGUUCAAGCCAAAGUCCAAGAAGCACAGCCAGGUCAUUUAUCCAUUUUGCCCCAUGAGAAGCCUGCCAGAUAUUCAGUUAAAGAAAUUGUGACACAAUUAAUUGAGGAGCUGGAUAAGAGUGUGAUUCCAACUGUGACUGGUGAGAGUAUAUCAGAAGCUGACAAGGAGGAGGAGCUUUUCCCCAAUGAAGAGGCUAUUCAGAUCUCCCAAAGAAUCAGCACUGAAACUCCAACAGUAAGCAAAAGGAACACUAAGAAGUUGGAAAGGCCACCCACAAAGGAAAUAGUAGAUCAAAUAACUCAACAAUCCGGUAAAGGAGGUGAACCCCAAGAAAUGUUGGACAUGGAAACAGAACACAACGUAAUAUCAGAAGCUGAAAUGGAUUGUGAGGAGAUGUCAGAUGCUGAAACAGACGUUGAAAAAACUGAUCCAACUGUGAAGACACCAGCAUUUGUGCGUGCUAGAGCCUUUCAGUGUACAUCGUUGUUGGCAACGCCACAUACUUUGAAAGUGUCUGUCUCCAGGUCUCCUAUCAAACAGCAUUCUGUUAAACAGGCUUCAAAACGACCUGAGAGAGUGCCCAGAACAAAACACUCCCCAGCGCUCCCCAGCAGCUUUAUAAAAACAUUAUUUAGUCAUUAUGUGAGGAUGCCAGUUGCCAAGGAUGCUUUCAAGGCUGUUGAGAGGUGUGUGAACCUGUACUUUAAGCAUCUGAGUGAUGACUUGGAAGUCUAUACAAAUCACGCUAGACGAAAGAUUGCAGAGCCAGCUGAUGUGGAGCUUCUCAUGAGGCGGCAAGGACUGAUAACAGACAAGACACCUUUAAAUGUGCUGAUAGAGCGUCAUUUGCCUCUGGAGUAUAGAAAGCUGUUGAUUCCUGUUGCCACUAGUGGAAACAAAGUAAUCCCUCCCAAACUACGAUGAGGUUGCUGGCGAAAUGUUCUUAUACAGAAAACAGUCUGUUCUCCAUUUUAGGGGGAAGAACAUGAGCCCAGAAAUAGUGAACACACACUAGUUCUGUCUGCAGGCUCUUGGCACUUAUGAGAGAAAAUAUAGGGAAGGGGGGAUGUUAGAUGUCCCUCCCUCAGUUUGUCAUACAGAAACUGCUUUGUCCCUAUACCU